This is a messenger RNA of Mytilus californianus (California mussel), 5317 nucleotides long. RefSeq names its product protein fantom-like. The record is from RefSeq and is a predicted model, not a curated record. Bases 159 to 4280 code for a protein of 1373 amino acids. Gene Ontology annotation, biological process: non-motile cilium assembly. Gene Ontology annotation, cellular component: ciliary transition zone. The transcript has 38 exons. Lineage: Eukaryota; Metazoa; Mollusca; Bivalvia; Mytilida; Mytilidae.
UCUUCCGGUUUAGUGCGCAUGUCCGUGGAAUGUUUGGAUUUUGAGAAAAAAAGCAAAGCACUAGAAGUUGAUUAUUUUUAUUCUCCAAAUAAUUCUUUGUGCUUAAAUGCCGAGGAUUUAUCUUUGAAGAUUUAACCUAACAUCCCUGGUAGAGCAUCAUGGGAGAUGUAGAUAUGAUUCCUGUGAGAGAUCCAGGUGGAGGAAGGCAUGAUGCAGGAGCAGAACAGCAAAGAAGAAUGGUUGCCAAAUGGGACCGGGAUACCCUGGAAGACAAAUAUCUUCGUAUUUAUGAAGAAAACUUGAUAUUGAAGAAACAUGCACGGAAACAAGAAGACAAAAUUAAAAAAAUGGCCACAAAAUUGCUACGAUUGGUAAAUGACAAGAAGAAGGAUAUAGACAAAGAGCAUGUUGGAGGGAAAACAUCGGGAAUGAAUAUAGAAGUGGCAGAAAAGAUGGAAGAAUUCAAAGAAAGAAUCAUGAAAUUAGAAAAACAGAAUCAUCAACUGAAUGAAAAAUUGAUGUUGGCAAAACAACAAUUAUCAGCAGCCAGUAAGAGACCUUCACAUUAUACACAUGUUGGAUCUAGAAUUAAUACAGGUAUAGCUAAGACACAGUAUGCACCCCCUGAAGACACAAGAAUUGCCAAGAACAGAAGAGUUAUUGGUCCCUAUGAAACUGCCCCUCACAGGAAGACAGUUUCUAGUCCUACAUUCCAGAAAUAUGGACAUAAUCAGUUGGAUAACCUCAGACUAGAUAAUCGUCAGAAGGAUGAUAUCAUUGCUCAAUUACAAGAACAGAAUGAAAUAUGUGAACAAGAACUGGAGGAAUUCAAACAAAGAAUGAAGUUACAAGAGGCAGGCUAUGAAGAGGAUCUUGUCAAGAUUAAGCAACAAAUAACAGCAGAGCAUAGAUUCACAGUUCAGGAGAAUAUAGAUAUGAUAAAGGUACAGAGAGAAGUCAAAGAAAAGUCUACUAGGUUGAUGGAACUGAAUGAAAAAUAUGCUCUCCUGGAAUCUAACAUGGCAACAGUAAAACAUGGCCAUGACAGCAUGUUAAUGGAGAUGGAAAGAUUAAACAUGCAGCUGAAGGAAGAACAAAAUAGAGUAUUAACCUUACAAAAUGAACUGAAGUUUGGUACAGCUAAUAACCGAAAACUAAUAGAGCUUCAAGAACAGACUUCAUGCUUAGAAAAGGAGAACCAGAUAUUAAAGGAAGCUAAUGAGAAAUUUGUUAACAGUGCUUUUGACUUGGAGAGAGAAAGAGAAUGGAGACAGAGAGAAAAUGCAUUGAAAGUUCAAAUAGCUCAACUAGAGGCCACACUAAAGGCUGAUCUGGGAGAAAAGGGUGGCAUCCUAGAUAAACUUGCCAGAGAAUCAGAUCAGUUUGAGAAGUUACAACAAGAUUACAGAUCCAUGCAGGUAGAACAUUACCAGUUAAAGGAAGAGUACGAUGAUCUGAAGGAGAAGAUGAGAUUCUUUACUAAGGAGAGUGCCAUAGAUUUUAGUGAAAUUGAAGAAGCUUUGGUGCUAGUUAAACAGAAGAAACAGAAAGCUAUUCCAGAUCCUGACUUCCUACAUAAAGUGGAUGUAGAAGUCUCCAAAGAUGAGCAUAAGCAGUUGUUAGAAAUACAGGCAGAGUAUGCUGAGACAGUCCAUGAAUUAGAGAAGACCAGAAAUCUUUUGGUCAUACAACAUAAGAUUAACAAAGAUUACCAACAUGAGGUUGAAAUAAGUAGUACUAAGAUAGAUGAAAUAAAGAAAGAAUAUGAGACUAAGUUAGAUGAAUAUGCCAGACUGUUGGACAUCAGAGCUGCUAGAAUUAAGAAAUUAGAAAGUCAAAUGAGAGAUGUGGCUUAUGGUACAAAGCAGUUUAAGAUUACAGCACCUACUGAUGAGUUGGAAGAGCCAACUCUAGAUUUUGAUGAAACUAUCCACCUGGAAAGAGGACAGAAUCUGUUUGAGAUUCAUAUACACAAGAUAAGCCUGUCAGAUGAUGGAUUGAAGAUUCUGGGAGAUGAUGAACCAUUAUUGUUUUGUACAUGGGAAUUCUUUGAAUAUGAGAUUCAGUCCACCCCUGUACUUAGAGGAGCAAGACCAGAAUUUGAUUUCACAUCACAGUACAUCGUUAAAGUGGAUGACUUUUUCUUGCAUUACUUGCAAAAGGAAUCAUGUACCAUGGAGCUUCAUCAGUCCUUUGGACAGGACUACAAAACAGUGGCAGCUUGUCAGAUGGUAUUUAAAGAUAUAUUUGAUAAACCACAUGGUAGAAUACAUGGUACUGCUACACUAAUAGGUGUAGAUUCUACAGGAUCUGGCAUUAGUUUGGGUAUGGUAGAAUACUGGAUCAGGUUACGUGUACCCAUGGAACAGGCUCUCAGACUCUACAAGGAGAGAACGAAAGCUUUAGGUUACAUAACAACAAACAAGAGAGCUGCUGAGAUUGCUAUUGAAGCUACUGAUGAGGUCGCCAUGAAACGUCAGCAGAUAGAUAACAUUAACCAGAUGCAUAUCAAAAUUAUACGCUGUAAUGGACUACAGUCCAGGAGGAGAGGAGUUCAGCCGUCACCGUAUUGUGUAUACCAGUUUUAUGACAACAAUGACCAUGAUACACCUAUAAUACAUGCCAGUAACAACCCAGAAUUCAAUGAUCAUAAAACAUAUCCUGUUGCCAUGACAUCAGACCUUGAUCAGUACAUGAAAACAAAGCAACUGACAAUAUUUGUGUUUGAUGAUACUGACCCAGAACAGGCAUCAUAUCUUGGCUUUGCUGAGAUACCUUUGUUACCCCUAUGUCAUAACAAAGGAGUACAGGGUGUGUUUGAACUGAAAGGUCCCAGAGGUACUGUCAAUGGAACUAUGGAGGUUGAUGUCCGAUUCCAAGAGACCUAUCUACCUCCUAAAGGUGGCCUUCCUCAGAAAGAGGAGCCAAUUGCUACGGUGAAGGUAGUUGACACGCCAUUAGAUGAGACGCUCCGACCUCCAUCUACUCCUAAGGAAAGGAGUAAGAUAGCAGCAAGAUUCCCUCCCCCAUCUCAUACCUCCACACCUAUGGCAGGGCAGGAGGAACAACAAGAAGGUGUUGCAGCUCUAUCUGACAUGAUGGCCACACCCAUUACUCCAGCAGCUAAACCCAGGAAAAAGGUUUCCAGACGUUUGGAGGACUCAGCAGAACAACCAACUGUUAACGCUGCUGUAUCAGAUGCAGUCUCUAGCAUGCUACCGAGCAUGUCUGAUACUAUCCAAUCAGAAACACUUCCAGCACCAGAUGAUAGUCCACGUCCUUCAACAAGAUCAGGGUCUCGAAGAACAUCAGAAGAACAAGUUGAAGAAGUUUACACCCCUCGUAGUUCAAAAUCAGCCACUCCACGAAGUAAAAAAUCAGCAAGUCCACCACACACACCUGUGCAAGUUUCUGAGCCACAUACACCUGAACAAGUUUCAGAACCAGGUGAAACAAACACAACUUCAAAGGGAGAUAAUUUGCAAGAUGAAGGAAAGGCCUCACUCACUUCAAUGGAAGGAACAAAGAUGUCUGACACAAUGUUUGCUGAUCCAGAUGAGGAUGAGAUCACUGAGGAAAUAUCAGAAGAUAUAACACCAAUUGCCACACCCUCUGAUGGAGGAACCCUCAGAUCUCUACCUCCACCUAUAGAGGAAGAGUCGGAAUCAGACAGACCCCCUGUAGAGUCUGACAGUGAGGGUGUUAUGGUUGUAGCUUCUCCCACUGCAAAGAAAAAAUAUAAAGAAAGUAAUAAACCUAGUAAUCUUGUAACAGUGACCAUAACCCACUUAGUGCUAUCUACUGGUGCAGCUGUACUAGAUAACGAGAGUAUACGACAGCUGUUUGUCUCAUACAACUUCCUUGGAAUCAAGGCUGAUGAACUAGAAACUCCAUUUUCUCUACCUAAACCAAAGGCAGAACAACAGAUCACUUUUAACUUCAGCAAAACAUUCCAUGUAGACAUGGCUAAGAAUUACCCUAAGAGACAAUACCUAGCUGGAAUGUUGUUACCUGAUGACCCUGAUGGUGGCAGGAUUCGUUUCACCGUUGUUAGUGAGCCCCCAGAUGAUGAUGAUGAGGGUGAAUGUGAAGAUAUUGGUAUUGCAUUUGUCAGUGUCCGAGAUAUACUCAUUAACCAUAAAGAUGUCAUAGACCUUGAUAUUCCAAUAUUUGAUGCUAACAAUGAAAAGGAGGAAAUAGGCUCACUGAAUGUCACUGUCCAAUGCCUGUCAGCUUUAGAAGCUGUGGAGAAAGAGAUGCAAAUUGAUGGCACAUUCUAAAAAUAGAACAAUUAGACAAUAAAAAACAGACAAAUAUAUUGUAUGAUUGUCAAUGAUAAGUGAGAAAUAGCCAGUCGCUUGAAGUAACCAUUAGACAACUUGGCUGUGUACACUCCUCACCAGUACUUUUGAACAGCUAUUCAAACAGGAAAUUUGGAUGUACAAUUGUUAAAAUUAUCUCGUGUUAUGAUAUUUUAGUGAAGAGAAUAGCAUGGAUUAAAAUAUGAGUAAAAAGAGGGGUUUUUUUUGCAAAUCAAAUGUAGUCUUGUGCUACAACUGUCAAGUGAAAAGCAUCUCAUGAAUAUGUAUAUAUUAGCUAUUAUUUAUUAUGUGAAUUAGAAAAUAUUAAUCAUAUUGCAUUUUACAGCAAUUUGCCAAACUGUGAUAUCAUUGUUUAUUGUUGUAUGUUUUAGUUGUAUUAGUAAUAUUAUGAAUAGUUAUUAUUCAAAUUAGUAAGCAGCUAUUUACCAGUAUAUCAGAAGUAUAGAUUGUUUGUACUGAAGGGCUUUUUGAAUUCUUAAUCGAAUUAAGUUUACUGAAAAGAAAGCAAACAGAAAAUAUCCAGUUUAAUUUGUUUACACACUCAUUUUCAAUUAUUUAAAUGUUUGUUUACACUUAAUUCAGUGUUAAAGGUCAUAUUUUUCAAGAAUAAAUCAUAAUAUAAGGUUUUUUAUUUUUAUAGACAUCAACUCCGUCCAAUAUAACUAGAAACUAUUUUUUAUUAAUAUUUUUAGUUUUAUAUUUUUACUUGAAGAUUAUUUGAUUAUAAAAUGAUAUUUUUUAAAUGAUUUAAAAGAAAAAGUUUUUAUCACUAUGCCCACUUUGAAUUUUACUAUUGAAUGUAUCAGGGAAAAAUUAAGGUAUGAAAAGUGCAUAUAAGAAAGUAGGCUUCUUUUUCAAUGUACUUCUACUUUAAAGAUGUAUUGGUUGAUUAUUUAAAAGAGUUACAAUCAAAUGAAUGCAUUUUCUUUUUUUUACUGUGGAACUUGUUUGGUUAUCUCCCCUUAAUAGAUUAUGAGAAAUUAGAAAUUCAUUUA